AUGACUCGUAGUAUCCAAAAUCAUCUUUUGUUUGAAGUAGCUACUGAAGUUGCUAAUAGAGUAGGUGGUAUUUAUUCCGUUUUGAAGUCUAAAGCUCCGAUCACUGUGGCUCAGUACAAGGAUGAUUAUUGUGCAAUUGGUCCAUUGAAUAAAAAUACUUAUCAAAGUGAAGUUGAAGUUCAAGAUUGGGAAUCAGAUGAGGUCUUUCCAGAUAAGAUUAAAUCCAUUCAAAAUACUUUAAGAUCCAUGAAAUCUCGUGGUGUACAUUUCAUCUAUGGUAGAUGGCUAAUCGAAGGCGGUCCAAGAGUAUUAUUAUUCGACUUGGAUUCUGUUAGACAUUAUUUGGAUGAAUGGAAAGGUGACUUAUGGUCUCUUGUUGGUAUACCCUCGCCAGAAAAUGAUGUUGAAACGAAUGAUGCAAUAUUAUUGGGCUAUACAGUAGCCUGGUUCCUUGGUGAGUUGGCGGCAGAAGAUCAAUACCAUGCAAUUAUUGCUCAUUUUCAUGAAUGGUUGGCUAGUGUGGCUGCACCACUUUGUAGAAAAAGAAGAAUUGAUGUAGUUACAAUUUUCACUACUCAUGCAACUUUAUUAGGUAGAUAUUUAUGUGCUGCCGGUGAUGUUGAUUUUUAUAACAAUUUACAAUACUUUGAUGUUGAUCAAGAAGCUGGGAAAAGAGGUAUUUAUCAUAGAUAUUGUAUUGAGAGAGCUGCUGCUCACACUGCAGAUGUCUUCACAACUGUUUCUCAGAUUACUGCACUGGAAGCUGAGCAUCUUUUGAAGAGAAAGCCAGAUGGUAUUUUACCAAAUGGUAUUAAUGUAGUCAAAUUCCAAGCAGUCCAUGAAUUCCAAAAUUUGCAUGCGUUAAAGAAGGAAAAGAUUAAUGAUUUUGUUAGAGGUCAUUUUCACGGUAAGUUCGACUUUGAUUUGGAUAACACCUUAUAUUUCUUUAUUGCUGGUAGGUAUGAAUUUAAAAACAAGGGUGCUGAUAUGUUUAUAGAGGCUUUAGCUCGUUUGAACUAUAGAUUAAAGGUCUCUGGUUCAAAAAAAACAGUUAUUGCUUUUAUUAUUAUGCCAGCGAAGACUAAGUCAUUCACUGUGGAAGAGUUGAGAUCACAAGCCGUUGUUAAGGCCUUAGAGAAUACAGUCAAUGAAGUAACAAAAAGUAUUGGUAAGAGGAUCUUUGAACAUGCAAUGAGAUAUCCAAAUAAUGGAACUAAAACAGAGCUGCCAACCAAUUUAGAUGAACUGAUUAAACCGGCAGAUAAGAUUUUAUUAAAGAAGAGAGUUCUUGGUCUAAGAAGGGCUCCAAAUGAGCUGCCUCCAGUAGUUACACACAAUAUGGUUGACGACGCUAAUGAUCCAAUUUUGAAUAAGAUCAGACAUGUUCAAUUAUUUAACAGUCCACAUGAUCCGGUAAAGAUCAUCUUCCACCCAGAAUUCUUGAAUGCUAAUAACCCAGUGCUUGGUUUAGAUUAUGAUGAAUUUGUUCGUGGUUGUCACCUGGGUGUCUUCCCAUCCUAUUAUGAGCCAUGGGGUUAUACACCAGCUGAAUGUACCGUUAUGGGUGUUCCUUCAGUUACUACUAAUUUAUCUGGUUUUGGUGCCUAUAUGGAGGAUUUAAUUGAUACCGAUCAAGCUAAAGAUUAUGGUAUUUAUAUUGUAGAUCGUAGAUUUAAGAAUCCAGAAGAAUCAGUGGAACAAUUAGUCGAUUACAUGGAAGAUUUCUGUAAGAAGACAAGAAGACAAAGAAUAAAUCAAAGGAAUAGAACAGAAAGAUUAUCCGAUUUGUUAGAUUGGAGGAGAAUGGGUCUUGAAUAUUUGAAAGCAAGACAGCUUGCUUUAAGAAGAUCAUAUCCAGGUCAAUUUAAAGAUUUAGUUGAUCAAGAUGUUAGCGUGACAAACAUGGAUUCUUUGCCUGGUUCGAGAAAGAUUAAGAUUGCAAGACCUAUGAGUGUCCCAGGUUCUCCAAGAGAAAGAGGCCAUACUGUUAAUGAUGCUGUAUACAUGACACCAGGUGACUUGGGUACAUUACAAGAUGCGAAUAAUGCAAAUGAUUAUUUCCAAUUAAGUUUAAAUGGCACAUCAGACGAUGAGGAAGAGACUGUCGCUGAUAAUGAAUGA
This is a messenger RNA of Arxiozyma heterogenica, 2121 nucleotides long. It is a transcript of the gene GSY2, whose product is annotated as glycogen (starch) synthase GSY2. Gene Ontology annotation, biological process: glycogen biosynthetic process. Gene Ontology annotation, cellular component: cytoplasm. The record is from RefSeq and is a predicted model, not a curated record. Gene Ontology annotation, molecular function: alpha-1,4-glucan glucosyltransferase (UDP-glucose donor) activity. The transcript has a single exon. The coding region runs from base 1 to 2121 and encodes 706 amino acids. Lineage: Eukaryota; Fungi; Ascomycota; Saccharomycetes; Saccharomycetales; Saccharomycetaceae.